Messenger RNA from Manduca sexta (tobacco hornworm), 10512 nucleotides. RefSeq names its product titin. Lineage: Eukaryota; Metazoa; Arthropoda; Insecta; Lepidoptera; Sphingidae. Gene Ontology annotation, molecular function: protein binding. The transcript has 7 exons. The record is from RefSeq and is a predicted model, not a curated record. Bases 333 to 9086 code for a protein of 2917 amino acids.
GCGUCGGGCGCUCGGAACAGUAGACGAUCGAGAGAAUCACAUCGCGUGGGUAGACGAGGGCGAGUGCAGUGUGCAGUGCGUGCGGGUCGUGUGUCGCUGAAAGCUCGCGCCGUGAAGCCUCCGAUACCAGAGCGGCGGCAUCGCGCGAGCGCCCGCCUCGCGUCAGUGCCGGCCCGGCCGUGCCGUAAGCACCACGCUCCGGCAACGAUAUACGCUCUUAUUGCUCUGCUGGACUCUGAUACACAUACUGUAUCAACAACUUUGUAUUUUACCUUGCCGGCCAGCCAAGUGUUCGCGAAUAUACCCCCUGUGACUGUGACGGACGAGGUCAGAUGGAGAGGCGGCGCGCGGCGGGGGCGCUGCUCGCCCUGGCCGCAUGCAUACUCUGCACGGCUGCGGCUCCUACAGCGAGUAAUCACACAGCAUUAAAUUUAUACGAUGCCGAACCAGAAGGUUGCUACUACAACUUCCAGCACUACGGCGAAGGCGAUCGCAUUAUGACAAAUGAGCCCUGUUUGAACUGCACAUGCCACAACCGAAUGCUUAUGUGCUAUCUGCGAGUGUGCCCCUUCACCAAACCUAUCGGUCAAGACUGCACCGUGGAGAAGCGCGCGGAUCAAUGCUGCCCCAUUGUCACCUGUCCGGACGUUCCAGUUGACCUACUCACGUUAACUUCAACUACUUCGCCAGCUGAAUAUGGAGCAACUGGAGUUGGCAAACUUGACAAAUAUGGAUGCAGUAUCAAUGGAAAAUACUUCCCAGAAGGUUCUAAAGUGCCUCCGACUCCGAACAAGCCAUGCGAACACUGUUACUGCAUUCGAAACAUGACGACCUGCGUAAUGCAAGAGUGUACUCUCCACGUGGAUGGAUGCACCCCCAUAUAUCACAAAGACGUUUGUUGUCCGGUUCGAUACUCUUGUGAUCACCCUGAAGAUGAAAUACUUCUACUAGAUGACAAGACAACUACCGUGCGACCAACGCCUGGAUUUUUGUUGACAACUACAACAAAUUCGCCUGUUACGCAAUUUACCCAAGACUGUGUUCAUGACGAUCAAAUAUUUGCUGAUGGAGCAUUAAUAAAAACUGAAAAGGCCUGCGAGCAUUGCUAUUGUAUGAAAGGCGACAUCGUAUGUGUAGUCCAAGAAUGUGGUACACCAAUGGAAAAUGAAGGCAAAAAUUGUACAUCCCUGCCACCAAGAGAAGGCCAAUGUUGUCCUGAUACAUAUAUAUGUGAAGGAGAUGAAUUAAAUACUGAAUAUCCAACGGACCUAAUAACAGAAAACAUAAUUGAGGAUUUAACCACACUGUCACCUCCUAGGAGAGUCAGUGAGGGCAGUGGUUAUAGGAAGGAACCAGACAACAUUGAUGAUAUGGAAUCGCACCCAACCGAAUCUACACAUGAAGGAAGUGGAGAUGCUCUUGAAUCGGAUCACACCAUACAGAUUAGCGAUAUGUCUACAACAGAAGAUAAUACUAAUUAUAUUUAUUCUACCAUUCCAUCUUUAGAUAAUGCAGACAAAGAAGAUUUCGAACAAGAUACUUCUGCAAAACCAAGUGAUGAAACACCGAGUAUCACUGAUUUGGAAGAUGGUUUCAAAACAACAACGAUUUCGGAUGUACAACACGAGAUUAAACAAGAUGAAAAUGUAGAGCCAGACAGAGUAGAAAGCUCUACUAGUGGUAUGGCUUCGUAUGAUCAUAAAUUGGAAACUUCUCCGCCCGAAGAACAAGCUGUUAUUGAUAAAGAAAAAAUAAACGUUCCCGAAGAUAAAGUAAGGCUUACAACAAUGCCCUCUAUUCUAGAAGAAAAAGAAUCUACAACGGCUUCCAAAUCUUAUGAAGAAAACAUUGCAACAAAUGCUUUUACAGUUCAGCACGAUGUACAUAUCUCAACAACUAUACAUCCCAUUUUAGAAGACGAAGGUAUUACAACAGAAUCGGAUAGAGAGCAACAAACUAUAGUACCUGGAUCUUUUGAAGAGCAUAGCCAUGAUCUUGGAUUACAUACAGCAAGUACCACAAGCGCUCCGUUCUUAGAAGAAGUUGAGAGAAUACCAACGGGUACUUAUGAACAACACGUGGUCACUGAUGAAAUUACUGAAGGUGAUACGGAGGAUACUACUAAGGAUAGAACAGAUGCAAUAACAACACCAAUUUAUGAAGAUAGUGACAAUUUAAUAGACAUACAUAAGCAUAAAGAUCAUUCUACAGAAACACAAUCUACUUUAAUUCCUAAACUGGAUGAAUUUGCGCAUUCAACAACAAUCGUUCCUAGUAUAGAAGAAGCUGAAAAGACAUCAACUAAGAUCCCAGAAGAUUUAACUACCAGCAAACCAUCUGAGGAAACAUUUGGAAAAGAUAAAUUUGUUCCAACUUCUACAUAUCAACCAAUUACAAAUGAAAGCUUAGAAGCAAUAACUGCAACUUCCGAAGAACAUUUGGCUACUACCCAAGAAUCUUCAGAUUCACAGAAAACUGCCGUUGAUACUGAAAAAUCGCAAACUGUAAAAUACGAGAAGGUUACCGAGAAAAAUACUUAUGACGACCACGCUAAUAUUCCUACUACAGCAAGUGCUCCAGUUAUUGAUGAGCACGAAGAAGAUUCGAAGGCCAGUGAAGUACCAGAAUCAGUUACCAGUGAAGCAACAGGAAGCAAAAUUACCGAUGAAUAUGAUACUGUCUCUACCAUCGCCCCUAAUUACCACGAUCACUUAACAACGACAGAAAAUAAAGAUAUUGUUGAAUCACAAGAAAAAGCUAGUGAAAGUUCAACAAAGCCUACCUUUAUUAAAGAAGGUGAAAAGGAAAGUACUCAAGAUGUAAGCUAUGAUAUUAGCACAGAAAAACAUCCUGAACAAGAAACUUAUGAAUCACAAAAACCUGUCGGUACAAACGCUCCUAUUUCAGAAGACGCUGAAAUUGCAACAACUGAGUUUGUUAAAGACCAAGACUUUGUUACUACCGGAAUCGUGGAACAAGACAGUGUAAAGCCAAGCAAUUACGUUCCAAGUACCUCCAGUACUCCAUUCUUGGAAGAAAUUGAAAAACUCACCACAGAAAUCUCACAAGGACAUGUUGUUACUGAUGUAAUCACUGAGAAAGAAGAUUUCAAACCACCAAAACAAGAAACAUCUGACACUGAAAGUCCUCCUGCUUUAGACAUAGAAGAUAUAACAACUUCCGUACCAGAUCGAGGAUUAAAUACUAUACCUAGCGGAAUAGUUGAAGCGGAAGAAAGCUCCAAGACCUCAGAAAUAACUACACCAAUAAAUGACUUGCAAGACAAAGACAUACAUGCAACUGAGGGAUUAAUUAGUGAUAAAGAAACCCAAGGUGAUGUAUAUUCAACAGUUGCAUCUUCAAUACCAGAUGAUUCGAUUGUGAAAGAUGAUAAAGCUGUUGCGACGACAGAACCAUUACCUAGGAAAGAAGAUGAACAUCAUGUUGAAAUAGUAAGUCCUAAGGAACCAGAGUUAGUAACGGAAGUUUCCAGAGAAAGUUUCCCAACCACAGAAUCAUUGGACCAACAAGAAACAAAAUCUCCUUCACAAUCGUCAACAGAAGAAACACCUGAAAUUCAUGAAAAUAUUCCUCACGAAGAGGCUACUGUUGAAGCACAAACGGAAGAGAAUAUUACCGAAAAGGGCAUGAAACCCGGUAUUGUAGAAGUGGUUGGACCGACGACUCAAAUAACACCAAAUGCGCCCGAAGUAACUACAAUAAAUCUUGGUGAAAAUGAAAUUGACGAGGAUAAUUUAUUGUCACCCGGAAGAAUACCUGGUGAAGGAGAUUGUCUUUUGAACGGUGUAACCUACAAAAAUGAAAGCUCUGUGCCUAACACAAAUAAAUGUCAUUCCAAUUGUAGAUGUAUAAGCAGUAUUGUUAAGUGCAGCCCAAUAAUUUGCAGCGCACCACCAGAAUAUAUAGAGAAUUGUCAACCAAUUUAUGAUUCACCAGAUGCCUGCUGUCCUACGUAUGUAUGUGAUCAAUUUAGAGAAACACUUCCACCUAUGCCUCACAUACACAUAACAACUACUGAACUUCCACAACAGCCAUCCAUUGAGUGUCGCGGUGAUCAGUGUGAAGUACAUGAAGAUAAGAUUCACCCGGUUGAAUCUCCUGCGGUGUGCGCUAAUAAUGAUUGUGGAAGUGAAGCCGAUAAAAAGACAGAUAUUAGCUCUUGUGGUCCACAUGGUUGUGUAGAAUCUCCAGAAACACCAGAAUGUACUAACGAUGAUUGUAAACAUCCACCAACUAAAGUUCCCUUGGAAACAAAAUGCGAAAGUGGUAAUUGCGAAUCUUCCCCAGCGAACCUGCCUCAAACCCCAGAGUGUGAAAAUGGCGUGUGUAAAGACGAAAAGGUGCCUGAAAUAACCCCAGAAUCUUGUACUGAAGAAGGCGGUUGCAAAGGAACUGAUGUAAAUGUUAUUCAGGAUUGUGCCGAUGAAAGUUGCAGAAGGAAAGAAACUUCAGAUAUUGAAAAGAAACCAUCCUUAUGUGCUGGCCCUCAUUGUGAAAAAGAAACGCCAAUUCAAGAACCAAUAGAAACAUCUACUUUGGGUGAAACGAUUGAAAUCAAGACAGAAUCACCCGAACUUGAUAUUAGUGAUUCUAUAACAACAGAAGACGCUUUACAUGAUACAAUUGCACCAGAAAAACACGAGGUUGUCACUGAAAUCAACGCCUAUGACACAACGAUUUCGGUUGACUCUCAUAAAGAACCGAUUUCCCCAGGAAUCCAAGAAGAACCUAAACUCCCAGAAUUAUUAUCCACGGAGAAGGAAUUUAUAACGGAAACAUAUACAAAAUCACCGCCACUGGCAACUGACAUCAUCGCUCUUUCAACUAAGAUUCCUGAAGAAUAUGUUACCGAAAGUGAUAAAGAUGUUCUUCAGACAAAGAUUCCUGAAGACGUUACCCAAACUCAGCAAAUUAUUACAGAGACAUCUAAAGUUCAAUAUGAAGAUCAAUCGACAUUUGAAACAAGCAAAGAUGUCGAUGAAGCACAUACUGAACCUACGAAAUACGUUCCAGAUACUGAAGAAAACACCAUCAAAGUUAUGACAAACGACGAAAUCCCGACGGAACAACCAAUUGUAGUGGAAACAAACGAAAUAUUAGAUACAACAUCUAAACCCGAAGUAUCGGAACCAGAAAAACUUACGACACAAAUACCGGAACAUGGCAUAAGUGAAGUAACUGAAUCGCAGGUUACUGAAUUACAAGAAGGUACAACACUAUCGGAAACACCUAUUGUAGAACAUGAAAAAUACACUCAGGCUCCAGUAUAUGACGUUUCUAAAUCCAAAGUAGUUACACCACAGACUGAGGUAGAGACCGGAGAGGAAGUAACUACUGAAUACAUAUCUGGACCUAAAGGAACAACUCUGGCUCCUACUGAUCUCCACGUUACUCAGGAGGAGUCUGAUGAAAAGGUAACAAAAAUGGAAAUUGAAAAGGGCAAUGACGAAAAGUUCACUCAGUCCCAAGAAUCAGCAACUGAAUCACAAGCGAUUAGUUCAGAAUUUUCGACACAAGAAUACACUGAAGAUAAUCUACCACAUCCAAUACCUGAUGAAGAACAUGCAUUACCGACAGAAUCAAGUGCAGCAACAACUGAGCAGGAUUUGAAAGCAACAGAUAAAGUUACACAUGUAACUGAAGAAAACGUAGUACAUCCCGAAGCUAAUCAGACUCAGAAGCCUGACAAAGAAUAUGAUGUUGGUACCGAACUUCCAGUUGCAUUCAUUACUGAAACAAUAGGAUCUAUAUCUGAACCUUCUAUCACAAAACAUGAAGAGCAUACAGAACAUGUAUUGAUAAGCACUCCCUCAGAAGAAAUGGAAAGUGAAAUACAAAAAGAUACAGAUGUAGGCUCAACUCUCACGCCCCAUACUGCCAAAGAUGAAACAAUAAAUACAAUUCCUGAACAAGAAGCAACUGAAGCAUCACCUGGAGAACCCCACAGAAAUUAUGAAGAAAUUUUCACAGUCACAUCCGAUCAUGAUAUAAGUACGGAGUCGAUAGUACUCCCAGUCACAACAGACUCAAGUCGAAUUACUGAAACACCGCAAGGUGUUGACAAAGAAUCAGUACAGACAGGAGAACCCGAAACAACGUCUGCCUAUGCUGAACAUGUUACAAUGGAGCACGUAACAUUACCUGAAAAAGCAACAGAAAUCCCAGAAAUUUUAAGUCACAAAAAAGAAUAUAGUUCGGAAACACCAAUGGUAUCGGAAAGUGGUACAGAAAAACCCACGGAGGCUGAAGAAACUAUAAAACAAGAAGAGCCAAGUGCAGACAAAACUGUAAGCUCAAUAACUGCCGAACCAGAAUCUCAGACAGAAUUAUCAGAAACUGUAACAAAGAAACACCGACCAACUGUUAUAGAUGAAACAACAGACACGGAAAUCGUGAAGGAUAAAACGGAAAAACCAACACUUGUCCCAGAAACAGAAGCUACUUACGCUAGUGGUUUAGAUAAAUCCACAGAACAUGUACAAAUAGUUACGGUAUUGCCAGAAUCACAAGAAUUAUUUAUUCCAGUUAAAACAGAAACUACUACUAUUCUUACGCCAAUUGAGAAAGAAACAGCUUCAGGCUUAACAGAAAUAAUUUCUGUUACUGAAAAAGCAGAUGAUGUUCAUAUCAAUAUUGGUAAAGUAGAAGGCAGCACAGAUAAACCAAUAUUUGAAGGCACUUCACCGCAGUCUUACGCACCUGAAACUCAAGAACCAGAAAAUAGGUACACGGAAAAGGUUCCGACAGGGUCAUUCGAUUCAACUACAAAAACACUCGAAGCUAUAACAACAGAACCUUCUAAUAUAUUAGUUGAUACAUCAACAUUAGCAGCACCUGAAAUUCAUGAAAUUCAUACGGAAACAAUUCCUGCUAUGGAAGAAGAAAUUCACACAAAGGCACCAGAAAUUCAAGACACUACUAAAAUUUUGGCGGUAGAUAUUAGCAAAGAUAAAGAAGUUACUACAGAAAUGGCAGUAGAACAUAACACUGAAGAAGAUUUAGUAACAAAAAUACAAGAUGACGUUACAGAACAUCAAGAAAUUAUAACAAAUGUUCCAGAAAUAGAUACAAGUAUGUCAAGUCAUGAACCCUCAGAAGCCCCAGAGGUAUCUGAUACAAUUGUUACAGAACCACAAGAUAUAAAUAAAGUAUCAGACGAGGCACAAGUAACAGAAUUACAGACUCCCUCCACAGAAACUGAAUAUUCAAGAACAACUGAACAACCAGAAAAAGAAGAACACAUAAAACAAAUUGGAGAUUUACCUACCACAAAUGCACCAAAAGCUCCAACUGAGGUACUGACAAUCCUGGAAGUACAUACUACAUCACCCGAUUUACAAGCUACUGUGGGUGAAUCAGUAAGUACAGAUCGAGAAGAGAUCACAUUAUCGUCAGCCUCACCCGAUAUUUCAGAAAAAGUAUCUGUCACUGUAACGGAAUAUGAUCAUUUAGUAACAACAGUACCAGAAUCAUCAAGUAUAAAAUCAGAAGAACCAAGUACAUCUUUGCCACAUGAUGCCUUCACUCAUCACGAAAUCACGCCAACAAUUUCAUCUGAAUCCAUAACCGAAGAAAUAAUAGAAGGAAGUUCCCGCAUUCCAGAUUUAGAAAAGGUCGAACAUGAAGAGCCAAUCACAAAAGCCCCGGAGCCGAUUGCAAAUGUAGAUGAUGUCACGCCAUCAGAUGAUUCUCAUACUGUUCUACAAGAAACAGCUACUGAGAAAGGAGAAGAUGUGGAGGUAAGCACGGAACCUCUAUUGCAAACUGUAUCAGAAUCGCAUGAUCAGAGUGAGCGUCCUAAACCGACAUCUGUACCAGUACCCGACCUGUUAGAAACUACGCCAUACCUUGUAGAAUUACAAGAACACACACAUAUGACUAUACAAGAAGUAACCACAUCAUCUCCAAUCGAAAAAGAAAUCAUAACGGAACAAAUAGUUACGGAAAAAAUUGGAAACGAGCAUGCCGUUUCAGAGAUAACUACUGAAGCUUAUGUUAACAAACAAACGGAAAUUCAGGAACCAACGAAACAUUACGAAGAAUCUUCGACGUUACUAGAAACACUUGAGAAAACUACUCAAGCGACUCAGUUGAAAGAUGAACAAUCAAUACCAACGAUUCAACCUGUAGAAAUUGAUGUUAAGGAAACAACUAUAUACAAAGAUAAAGAUUUAACUACGUUAGCCCCCACGCAAUUAACAGAAGUAGAAAAGGAAGCUACUCCAGAAGCGGUUGUUACUGAUAAUAUAGAGAAAACAGUAACGACUUCUGAAAAACCAGUACAAAGUGAUUUGACAGUUGGGAUUACAACACCGGAAGAAACUACUGUUUUGUCUACAGAAAAAUCGGAUAAAACGGAAGAAUUACCAACACAGUCACCGGUAACCAUUGAUAAAAUCACUAAGCCCGAAGAAAAACCUGUAGAAUUACCGACACCUUUACCAGAUUUGUCAAAACCGGGUACAAGCGACUCUCAGCCAACCGACGAAGUACCAAUCCCUGAUGAAGAAACACACUUCCCUUCGAGUGGAAGCAGCGGAUAUGGUGGCGAGCCGGAUUAUGUAGAAGAAGAUCAAGCCUUUGGGCCUGGAACAUGCCGUUAUGGUGGAAAAGUAUACGUAUCGGCGCAACAAAUACCCAGAGAUGACCCUUGUGACUUCUGCUUCUGUUUCAGAAGUGACAUCAUUUGCUUACAACAAAGUUGUCCUCCGCCCAUACAUGGAUGUCAUGAAGAACCAAUACAAGGUUUCUGUUGCCCCCGGUAUGAAUGUCCUGUAUCCAUGGCGACAACUCUCAAUGUCACCACGACCACGACAACAACAACAACAACACUGCCACCACAUUUCCCGACUCAUUCUUAUAAAGGUGCCGCCCAAAGAAGAGGCUGCCAGAUAAAGGGACAUACAUACAAAGUAGGGGAAGUUGUACGCAGUUCAUCAGGACCAUGUUUACAUUGCACAUGUGGAGGAGACGGUCAAAUGAAAUGCGAUCCUAAGGCAUGCACUCCGGAACCCAUGCUGAGGCAAAUGAUAGCAGCGGCCGUGUCGGCUAAACGACGAAGGUGAAAACCCAAGCCAAGCUCAUUAAUUAUCUCAAACAUGACAUCACAGGGAUAAACCACCUGUGUGAUAAAUAUUUCCAUCUACUUUUCUAUGCACAAGAAUAAUGCUCAAUUCAAAUUAUCCCGAUGGAGUAGUUUAAGAUUUCGUGUCAUAAUUAUGUAGUUAUGGGUUACAAAAAAUCUUUUUGUUACUUUUCAUAAAGUGUCGUGGCACGCACAACUCAAUAUAAGGAAACAACCUUGACUGUGAUUAAAAUAUUUAAUUAUUUCGAAAUCAGAAAUUUUGAAACAAUUUUUGGGUCUUCAUGUAAGGCUAAUUUAUUAUAUUAUUAUUUAUCUUUUUUAAUAACGUCAGUGCCAAACGAUAGUAGUGCUAAGUUGUAAACGACUAUGCCUUUAUGAUAAAGAGGUUCGAAAUUGUUUUAAAAAUAUUGAGUAAUUCAAUCCAGUCUAAUGUAUUUGACCAAAGCGAAGCUGUUUGAACUAAAAAUACAAUAGCAGCUCAAGCUUCGAAGGUCAUUUAGAUCGCCGAAAUCUUGACCAUUAUAUUCAUAUAUAACACGUACAUUUUAUUGUUUUACCGAUUAAAACUUAGUCAAUUUCUUUAUUUUUACACGAUGUUACAGUAUUUGUUCUAGUAUCGUGUAAAUUUGAAGUUAUCUUAAGGAACCCUGAUGUUGUAAAUGCCUUACUUAAUUUGUAAUAAUUUAUAUAUUUAGGUGUAUAGUACUUAAGCCAUGUUUUGAGACCAGUGACUAUUAUAAUUUUAGAAGUAAAAUGAAGGCCCUUUAUAGAGAAAAGCCUCAGUCGACGCGUCGCACUGCGCACGGCCUUGGCCGGGGCUUUUCCUCCUUUCACGUUUUACAGAAAGUGACUAUACUUGUUUUCUUUAACUCGUGGAAGAUGCACAUUUUACUAGCACUUUUCAGUGUCGGUGGCCGAUAUUUUAAUCGUUUUGUAAAGAACUUUUACAAUAUGAUAACAAUAUAAAAACAUAUUGUAGUAACUUUUAUAACUUUUGAUAUUAAAGUGCUGGUAGAUUUUAAUACAUGAAAAUAACACAGAUCGAGGGGGAUACGAAAGUUAAGUAAACUUUUGCGUUCGCCCUGGUUUAGGAACACUUGUGAAGACUAAAGUGAACGAUCGCAUUAAUUCGUACCAACCUCCGUCUGUAUACUCAGGUUGUAGGUAUAUUUCUUAUUAUUUAUUUAAAAUUGUAGCAAUAAAGAGAAAUCAUUAUAAAUUUCAGUUUUUGUUUACUGUAAUGCAUAAAUGUUUUAUUGAAAAUUUCUGUGUCAAAAUAAUUUAUGCACGUCAAACAAUAAUAAUAAAAUGUCCAUACUUUAUUCAAUGUUUUACCGAGUAAAGCUAUGAUCUAGCUAUCUGUACAACUGUGGAUAAGAAUUUUAAAUAAAAAUUUUCAAGUGAUA